This is a messenger RNA of Suillus fuscotomentosus, 2560 nucleotides long. RefSeq names its product WD40-repeat-containing domain protein. Bases 229 to 2322 code for a protein of 697 amino acids. Lineage: Eukaryota; Fungi; Basidiomycota; Agaricomycetes; Boletales; Suillaceae. Gene Ontology annotation, molecular function: protein binding. The record is from RefSeq and is a predicted model, not a curated record. The transcript is spliced from 9 exons.
CGACAUGUCGAAGCGCAGUCGUGGCGCCUACUACCGUGACGGCCCGGGAAACUUUCUGAAAGAAGCACUUGAAUCACUAUAGUACCAAGAAGCAAGUCUAUACGCUAACAGUCUACGGCAAGGCCGACAUGGGGAUUCAACGGUAGUAUCCUGUGUAUUACUCACCAAGCGCACAUAAGAGUCUGUUCCCCCACUCAACACUCCCACUGACCGAGACACCGAACAAGCAUGGUGGCCACCACGAACGAAACAUCGUCCAAAGGAAUAACUCGAAAGGAGCUACCUCAUGUCGAAAUGACGCUCAAGGGUCAUGAAGGGGAUGUGCGCGGCAUAGCUUUUAUCGCAGGGACUCGUCUCCUUGUCACUGGCUCUGACGACAAGAGCCUUCGGGUGUGGGAUCUAGACACGGGGAAACAAGUGGGAGAGCCAUUGUGGGGUCACGAUGCUGAAGUCUGGAGGAUCGCAGCGUCCCCUGAUGGACAUUGGAUAGCGAGUGGAGGAUGGAAUGGAAGCAUUCUGGUCUGGGAAGUUGCGACAAACAAGAGAGAGCUCAAAAGAGUGCCCGUCUCGUUUAAGGGCCAUGAGGAUGUGGUUCGUGACAUCGUAUUUGCACCGGACAACAAGACAUUUGCAAGUGCAUCACUGGACGGAAUGAUGUGCGUGUGGAACAGGCAGACGGGAAAAAUAGUCCUCGGACCGCUCAAAGUGGGCGAUCUGGCAUUGUCGGUGUCAUACUCCCCGGAUGGAACAAAACUAGCAGCAGGCACAAAUGAGCACAUCAUCAUAUGGAAUUCAGCAAGUGGAAAAGAGUUGCUGAAGAUAGAACAGCGGGCAUUCAGAGUCGCAUUCACCGUGACUCCAGAUGGUCUCCGUCUCGUCAGUGUUGACCAGAAUGACAUCCGAAUAUCAGAUGCUACCACCGGAGAUAUCAUCAAACAGUUCGACGCGCACACCGAAUUCUUUUUAUCACUAGCCAUUGCUCCCAAUGGCACCAAAUUUGCCACCACAUCAUACGACAAGACGACGCGGUUCUUUGACCUGACCACUUUCGAACCCAUUGACGAGCCACUCGAGCACCCUGAUUUAGUUUGGUGUGUGGCAUUUUCCGAGGACAGCAAACUCAUCGCGACUGGCUGUAAAGACAGCUAUGUUCGCACAUGGACAGUUCCUCUGGUGGAGUCGGAGAGGGAGCUUCAACAAGUGAAAAUUUUUCUUCGUGCCAUGCCUCAUGCUGACUCUCCUGUCAUACAGUUCACUGAAAAAAUUCUCGAGAAAACCAUCCCACGCCAACAGUCAAGACGUGCUCCAAUACCUACUAGUAGGUUUUUUGAUGAUUUUGAUCCACAUCCUCCACCUGGACGUAACAAUCCUGCUGCUACCGCCACGCGUCAUGCUGAGGGGUCCGGGAUCAAGAACAUCAUGAACCGUCUCUUUUCCCGCAUUUCCCCUCCCCAGGACCAUACUCCUCGCUCACGCAGUAUCCCCCUUGUAGACGUCUUCGCGACACGAGGCAAAUAUCGCACCGCUAAUGCCCACAGUGGAAAAAGGGAUAAGUUGUUGCAGCUACAACGUCCUCCUCGCAAGCAAUCCUAUGCCGGUGCCUCAAGCAGCAGCACGCCGCUGGCGGUGACAUCCAAUGUGGCUGAUGAAACUACGCCAGCAACGUUGCAGACCGGAAAUACCAGUGCAGCUAACAAUCCCCCUUCCCUGUUGGAUGUUGAACAUGUUUCAGACAUCGGCUGCUUUGCAGCUUUCACAAGCGAGUCAGAGAAGGAGCUCCAACAGUCCACUCAUAAAAUUCUCAAUAAAACCAUCCCAGACCCACGCCCUCGCCCAAAACGCGCUCCAAUACCGACUAGUAGAUUCUUCGAUGAUUUUGAUUCAACUGAACGCAACAAUCGCGCCGGCACUACACGCAACGCCAAAGGCUCCAAAAUCAAAAACGUGGUAGAUCGUAUAUUUUCUCGCUCCUCCACGUCCCAGGGCCAUACUCCUCGUAUACUCGGGGUUCCCCUUGUGGAUGUCUCUGCAACACGAGGUAAAUAUCGCACCGCUAAUGCCCACAGUGGAAAAAGGGACAAGUUGUUGCGGUUACAACGUCCUCCUCGGAACUGGCAAGCUCAUGCUGGUGCCUCAAGCAGCAGCACGCUACCAGCGGAGACAUCCAAUGUGGUCAAUGAAGCUACACCAGCAACGUCGCAAACUGGAAGUACCAGACCCUCUUCCUCACUAGACGUCGCACACGCCCCACACAGCAGCUGCUUUGCGGUUCUCGCAAGGUGCCUCCCAUGUUUAUCACGACCCGCUUCAGGUUCCCACUAGGUUUCUUCUCCCUUCUGAGCAUUCUCGUUGGAGUAGAUCUUACUGGAUUCGUUGGAAGAUACUUACGCAGUUCGAUGACGUUCCCUGUAGAGGACUACCAUUGUACGCAGCAUUGUCUCGUUUAGUUGAAUAGAUACCACUUAUUCACCGGUCAUACCUAAUCUUCUGGAUUGCUUGCGCUAACAGAGCAAACAAUGAUAUGCUUCAUCCCAUACUUGCAUGGUCAACUUAAUGUACA